AAUCUACCCAAUAAUUUAUUUUACCUUCCAGGUCACCUGCAAAUGAAUUGCGAACAAAUAACUAAAAAUGAUGAGUAGAAGACUUGAAGAGUCCAUGGGGGCUGUCCAGAUGGCAUUGAUCAACAUGCUCAAAGGAUUCCCAAGCAAAGUUGUGCCACCCAUGAGUCCAAAGGUGGUUACAGAAGAAGAAGUAAAUCAAAUGCUUACGCCUUCAGAGUUCCUGAAGGAAAUGUCCCUUACCACAGAGCAGAAAUUGGCAAAUACUCAUUUUGUGUGCCGACCACAGAUCAUCGAACUCUUAGAUAUGGGGGAGACAACACAUCAAAAGUUUUCAGGACUUAACCUGGAUCAAACAUUAUUCCAGCCCUUCCCAUCAGAGAUUAUAUUUCAGAACUACACUCCCUGUGAAGUCUAUGAAGUUCCACUGGUUUUGAGGAACAAUGACAAAAUUCCAAGGCUGGUGAAAGUUGUCGAGGAAAGUUCACCUUACUUUAAAGUGAUCAGCCCCAAAGAUAUUGGGCACAAAGUGGCCCCAGGAGUGCCAUCCAUAUUUCGAGUCCUCUUCAUGCCGGAGGAGAACAAGGACUACACCCAUAUGUUGACCUGUGUUACUGAAAGAGAAAAGUUUAUUAUACCCAUCAAAGCUAGAGGUGCACGAGCCAUCCUAGAUUUUCCAGACAAGCUGAAUUUUUCCACUUGCCCUGUCAAAUACAGCACCCAGAAGAUUCUGCUGGUACGAAACAUUGGCAAAAAAGAUGCUGUGUUUCACAUCAAAACGGACAGGCCUUUCUCUGUGGAACCAAAUGUUGGAACUCUUAACGUGGGCGAGUCUCUGCAACUGGAAGUGGAGUUUGAGCCACAGAGUGUGGGCAAUCACAGUGCAAGGCUUAUCGUGUGUUAUGACACAGGUGAGAAAGUGUUUGUAUCUCUCUAUGGAGCUGCCAUAGACAUGAAUAUAAGGCUGGAUAAGAAUUCUUUGAUCAUCGAGAAAACUUACAUAACUCUGGCCAAUCAGCGAACUGUAACCAUUUACAACCGCAGUAACAUCAUUGCCCAUUUCCAGUGGAAGAUAUAUGCUACCCAGGAUGAAGAGGACAGAGAAAAGCUUAGAGUCUGCGAUGAUCUGAUGAAGGAAGAAAAGGACGAGAUGGACGAGUUUCUGGAAGAGUGCGUUAUUGACCCUAUACUCCGAGACCACCUUUCCAUUCUCUCUCGCACCUUUCAGAAUCAGAGGAGGCUGGUUCAGCAAGACAGACUGCUCUUCUUGAAUAAUGUUUUCACUUUUGAGCCCGUGGAAGGCGAUCUCUGGCCCAAUUCAUCAGCUGAAAUCACAGUGUACUUUAAGCCUCUAGAAGCCAAGCUCUACCAACAGACCAUUUACUGUGACAUUUCAGGCCGAGAGAUCCGUCUGCCCCUUCGAAUCAAAGGAGAAGGAAUGGGACCAAAGGUUCACUUCAACUUUGAACUGCUUGAUAUUGGGAAAGUUUUCAUGGGCUCUGCACACUGUUAUGAGGCAAUACUGCACAACAAAGGCCACAUCGAUGCCCUUUUCAGUGUGACGCCUCCAACCUCGCCUCUGGGGACCUGCUUUGUUUUCAGCCCCAAGGAAGGCAUCAUUGAACCAAGUGGAGUCCAAGCCGUCCAGGUCUCCUUCAGCUCUUCCAUCCUGGGGCACUUUGAAGAAGAGUUCCUGGUCAGCGUCAAUGGAGCACCUGAGCCCGUGAGAUUGACCAUCAGAGGCUGUGUCAUUGGACCUACCUUUCACUUUAAUGUUCCUGCUCUGCACUUUGGAGAUGUUUCCUUUGGGUUUCCUCGUACUUUAAUAUGUUCCCUCAAUAAUACUUCCUUGGUACCCAUGACCUUCAAACUACGUAUCCCCGGGGAUGGCGUUGGCUGUGAAAGCAUUUCAGGUUGUGAGCAUUAUUCAGACAACAAAAAUCCAUCUUGGACCAAGAAAGAAAUUCCUGCAAUAAAACCAAAAGAAUUCACCGUCAAUCCUGACUGUGGCACCAUUCGCUCCCAGGGAUUUGCUGCCAUCAGGGUGACCUUAUGCUCCAACACUGUGCAGAAAUAUGAGCAAGCGCUAGUGGUGGACGUGGAGGGCGUUGGAGAAGAAGUGCUGGCGCUCUUAAUUACAGCAAGGUGUAUUGUACCUACCCUACGCUUGGUUAACACGGAGGUGGACUUUGGACGCUGUUUCCUAAAAUACCCAUAUGAGAAAACGAUCCAGCUUGUCAAUCAAGAUGACCUUCCAGGAUGCUAUGAGGUCCUGCCUCAGGUGCCGGAGGAUGCGCCUGCCGUGCUGCUCUCCAGCCCCACGCCUUUCGGGAUCAUUCCUCCCAAAGGCACAGUGGAUAUCAUGCUAAGUCUGGAGACCCAGGUCACUGGGGAACACAGCUCCACCGUCCACUUUUUGACCUUUGGGAGCCAGAACCCUCCUUUGGUAUGUCACCUAAGGAGCAUCGGAGAAGGCCCGGUCGUCUACAUACAUCCCAUGAAGGUUCAUUUUGGCAACAUCUAUGUCCUGAAAGACUCUUCCCGGAGUCUCAACCUAUCUAACCAGUCCUUCAUCCCUGCGUUAUUUCGGGCACGCAUGGCACACAAAAAAUCCCUGUGGACAAUUGAACCCAGUGAAGGCACAGUUCCCCCGGAAACUGAUGUUCAACUGGCACUGACGGCCAACCUGAAUGACAUAGUGACAUUCAAAGACACCGUUAUUGUGGAUAUUGAAAAUAGCAACACCUAUCAGAUUCAUGUCCAAGCUACUGGAAUUGGUUCCACCAUUGUUUCAGAUAAGCCCUUUGCGCCAGAACUCAAUUUGGGGGCACAUUUUAGCCUGGAUACCCAUUAUUACCGAUUUAAAUUGACCAACAAGGGACGUCGGGUUCAACAGUUGUUCUGGAUGAAUGACAGUUUCCAUCCCCAGGCCAAGCUGAGCAAGAAGAGCCAAGUUAAGAAGGGACCUGUUCAUGGCCGCCUCCAGCCCAGUGGCUCCCAAGACUCCACUGGUCCACAGACCCCAGUGUUUCAGCUCCACCCUGUCAGGAUGGAGCUGUACCCAGGCCAGACGAUCAAUGUGAUACUCGAAAGCUAUUCUGCUACUCCCAGGAUAGCUAAAGAGAAGCUGGUAUGCCAUGCUAUGAUUGGGUCCCAGAAGGGGAAGAGCUUGGUGAUGGCCGUGGACAUCACCUGUGAGUUCAUUGCACCUCUCAUCCAGCUCUCCACCAAGCAGCUCGUCUACCGACUGGAGAAGAAACCUAAUGCUAGCCUGGAACCUGAUUACCAGCCCUUGGUCUUAAAGAACAUUUCCACCUUGCCCGUGACCAUGUUGCUGUCAACCUCUGGACCCUUCUAUGUAUGUGACACUGAUAAAUCCCUGCUGCCCGCAUCUUCUCAGCCUGUUAAACUGGACCUUGAUGAAGAAAAAAACCUGCUGAUCAAGUUCGACCCUUCCUACAAAAGCGAUUUGAAUAACUGGGUGGCAGAAGAAAUUCUAGCAAUUAAGUAUAUAGAGCACCCUCAGGUAGACAGCCUGACCCUGCGGGGAGAGGUGAAUUACCCCAACCUCUGUUUUGAGACGAUGGAGGUGGAUUUCGGCUGUAUCCUGAAUGAUACCGAGGUCAUUCGCUAUGUUAAAAUCACCAACUGCAGCCCCUUGGUUGUGAAGUUCCGCUGGUUCUUCUUGGUAAACGACGAGGGAAAUCAGAUAAGGUUUGUGACAUUGCCAAAGAAGCCCUACAGUGCCCCUGUGUCCCAGAUGGAGUCCAUCCCAACAACCUCAGCAACUGCCAGCUCACCAACAGUCCCACCUGCAAGAGAGUCCCCCGAGAUGGAUUUAAGUGAUUUUGUUAAGACUAUCCUUGUGAGUGAAGACGUCAGACCUGAAGAAAAAGAACUUGGAAAAGUGAAAACAUCCGUUGGGAUCUCAGAUGGAUUAAAAAUUAACUCUGCUGAAAUAGAAAGAGUAUAUUCAAGCCACAGCCAAGUGGAGUUUCUGGAGUCUCUAUUGAUCUUUGAACAGGAUGACAUGAUUUCCAUUGGGAUGGAAGAAGUAUUUGAUAUUUUGCCCCUCUACGGAGUGCUGCGGCCACACAGCAGCAACCAGAUAUCCUUCACCUUCUAUGGGCACAGUAAUAUCAUUGCACAGGCUAAAGCUCUGUGUGAAGUAGAAGGAGGGCCCACCUACGAGAUCAUGCUCAAGGGAGAGGCUUCCCUGAUCAACUAUUCCUUUGACACUAAGGAAAUCAACUAUGGAUUACAGCUGUUUGACCAUGUCACAGAAAGGGAAAUCAUCCUCAAGAACACUGGGAAAGUUGGCUUUGAGUUCAAGGUUCUGAAUGACCACCACUCCUCCCCAGAAAACCUCUUCCCUGGAGUGCCACGCAUCCUGCCUGUCUCCGGUUUUAUCAGUUCACGUGAGGAGCAAGUGUUGAAGGUUUACUACUUACCUGGAGUACCUGAGAUCUUUGAAAGAAGUUUCCAGAUACAGAUUGCCCACCUGAACCCAGAAAAGAUCACUCUAAGUGGAGAGGGAAUCUUUCCCCGAAUCUGCCUUGAUCUCCCCAGGAACCUCAGAGAAAAUGAAAAGUAUGAAACCUUCUUGAAUCAGGCUAGAAAAAACAUAGAAAAAGAGUACAACAAAUAUGAAACUCUCGAUCACUUUGAGCUAAUAACUGAGGAAAUAGCUGAGGAUGAACCUACGGAGUUAAGUGCUCAUCUCCAGAUGGAAAUAGAACGACUUAUAGUCCAAAGCUAUGCACUAGAACAUCAGCAUUCAGUCAUCCCCCAGGCCACCGACACUACCUGCUGCAGCAAUUGGAAUCUCCGCAAACUGAUCAAAGUCCAGCUGCCAGAGUAUACCCUGGACUUUGGCUACAUCGUCCUUGGUGAGGUCCGAACCCACAUCAUCAAGAUCACCAACACAAGUCACUUUCCAGUGUGCUUCCAUGCAGCAAAGCGUGUCCUUCAAGACACAGGAUUCAGUACCGAGCUGGAUCGUGUAAAGAAUCUGCCUUAUGGUGAAACAGAAACAUUUGAAGUGAGAUUUGACCCACUAGGGGCCAAUCUCCCUGUUGGAAACAAAGAAGUCAUGCUGCCCAUCAAGGUAGUUGGAGGGCCAACAGUUCACAUCUGUCUCCAAGCCAAUGUGAUCAUUCCUGCCAUGACUCUGUCUUGUGAAAAAGUGGAGUUUGCCGCGAUUCAGUGUGGACAAUGCCUGGUGGAAACGAUUCAGCUUUCCAAUCACCUCCAAGUCCCUUGUGAAUGGUUUGUCCAUACCAUAAAGAUUUCUGGCAAGCUGGAUAAACAUAUGCCAAAGUACUUAAGACAGAAGAUACGAGCUGAAUUAAAGCCAAAGACACGGAUCUUUGAGAUCCAGCCCACGUCUGGAGUCUUGGAUCCUGGAGAGAGGUCCAACGUACAAGUGAAAUUCAUGCCAAAAGAAGAGAAAUUCUACAGCCAAAAUCUUGUGUUCCAGAUUGCCCAGAAUGCUCAUAAGCUUACGCUGGUGGCACAAGGGCAAGGUCUGGAGCCACGCCUGGAAUUAAGUCCUUCAGUUUUGGAGCUGGGGCCACUGCUGCCUUUUGCACCUGGAGACGAGGCAGAGGUGAUAGUGAAGAAUCCCUGCAACUUCCCCAUUGAGUUUUACUCCUUAGAAUUUGACCAGCAGUAUCUCACAGAAGAAAAGAUCUUGCGAAAGCUGAAGGGCUACGACUCCUACAACACCAUCCUGCUGCCUCCCCGCAACCCAGGGGAGAAGCUGCCCCCGGAGGUGUAUGAGUACUUUAAGGAGAUAAAGAGGUCAAGAGAGGAACAGAUGAAGGCAAAAUUUCUGGAGAAUCUGGCGCAGGAUAACGAAGAUGAAGAUAUUCCCACAUCAGAUCAGGGAACCUCUGUGAGCACAAAGAGGACGUCACUCAGCCAAGGGAUCUCUGUCACAUCCAACCUGGAGCACGUCCCUAGGGUCGAGUCUAAGACCUACCCCGAUGACGAUGAGGACGAGGAAAGCGUAGAAAAAUUAAUGUUUCAAACUGACAAGAUUCAGAGCUUGGAUAGCCAAUCCGCUGAAGAAGUUGGAGAGGUAGAAAACAACCCAGUGAGCAGGGCAAUCGCUCGCCACCUGGGCAUCGACAUCUCUGCAGAAGCCCGUUUGGCCAAGAACCAGAAAGGCAUCGCCAUUAUCAUCCAUGGGACGCCCCUGUCAGGAAAGUCAGCCACCGCAGUCAGCAUGGCCAAGUACUACAACGCCGCCUGCUUGAACAUCGACUCCGUCGUGCUGGAAGCCAUUUCCGACAGCAACAACGUCUCAGGCAUCCGGGCCCGAGAGCUCUGCAUCAGGGCUGCCAUCGAGCAGUCUGUGAGGGAAGGAGAGGAGUCUGCUCAGGAAGCUUCUGUGGGUCCAAGUGUCACAGGACAAGUGCGACUAAGCACUGAGACCUUGGGCAAGUUUACCUCAGAAAUCACUCUGGUGGCCCCAGAAUCUAAACCUGGGAAGAGCGUACGUGGGAGCGUGAUGGUCAACAAGAGCAAGGCGGAGAGCCAUGCCUCUGGGUCGCAGAAGCAGCAUCACCCGCACCAGUCGGAAACGCCACAGAUUUCCUCCAGCCCUCUGCUCGUGGGGCCCACGCAGCGCCGGCUCAGUGUCAGCGCCAGCAUCGGGGGCGAGACUGGCCUCAUGAGCUGCGUGCUGCCGGAUGAACUUCUCGUGCAGAUCCUGGCGGAGCGGAUACAGCUGAGUGACUGCUUCCGAGGAGUGGUGUUUGACGGCCUCGACACACUCUUUGCUCGGAGCAUGCAUGCUGCCCUCCUCUGCCUGCUGAAGGCCAUUGGCAGCCGGGAGCACAUAUAUGUCCUCAACAUGGCCCAGGAUUAUGUCGCCAUGAAGGCCCAGGAGAAAGCCAAAAAGGAGCUAGAAGAGCUCAAACACAGGGAAGCUACUGAGAAAGAGAAGGAACGUCUCCAAAAUAUGAAUGAAGACGAAUAUGACGCCUUGACAGAGGAGGAGAAAAACAUGUUUGAUCGAGAGAUUCGGCAGGCGAUGCUGGAAAGAAAGAAGAGGGAGCUGGAGAGGCUGGCAAAGGAGAUGCAGGAAAAGAAGCUACAGCAGGAGCUCGAGCGGCAGAAGGAGGAAGACGAGCAGAAGCGGAAGGUCAAAAAACCGAAGCUGGCCCCGGGAAAGGAGGAGCAUACCCUGAAGAAAUCCCAAGUGGCAAAAAUGCAGGGUCAUUCUUUCACCAAAGUCGAUGUGAAGAGCGAGCUACUGGAAAGGAAAGUAUCUGUCAGGGAACAGACACUGUCUGAGAAGGACGAAUGGAACAAGAAAAAAAGGACCAUGCCCGACAUCAACAUGCUGGCGUUUCCUCUGGCCCAGGAACAAGAGGAGAGCGAAGGGGAGUUCCCAAAGGACAACGACAGGCCAGUGGCCCAGAAGUUCAAGGCCUACGACUUGAGUCUGAAGGACGUGCAGAGCGUUCUCAUGUACUGGGACCGGAAGCAGGGCAUCCUGCUGCCCCACGCGGGCAUGGAGGAGACGCCCCACGAGCCCGAAGACCAGCGCCAGGCUCCCGCCGGCGGGCGCAGGGGUCGCAAGGACCGCGAGAGGGAGCGCCUGGAGAAGGAGCGCGCAGAGAAGGAGCGGCUGGAGAGGGAGAAGGCGGAGCGCGAGCGCCUGGAGAAACUGCGCGCCCUGGAGGAGCGCAGCGACGGGGAGGGCGAGGGGGACGAGGACCACGAGGCCAAGAAGGACAUAGGCGUGCCCUUCCUCAACGUCCCGACGCCAGACCCCGAAGGCGCCAACUGGAAACACACCCUGGAGAGCGAAAGGCUCCCCAGGGUGGACCAGAUCCUAGAUGUCUUGGGUCUGGGUUCCUCUGGACCACCCAUCCCGCCUCCCACCUUAUUCUCUAUCAUCACCUACCCUCCGAAGCGUUCGUCUCUGACCACAACAGACAUCCUGAAGCAUUUUGUGUUUGUGAUGCCGCCAUCCGAUGACCCCUCCGUACUGGAUGAGAAAAAAGAAACGGAAUUAGAAUCAGACCUUUCGGCUACCACAAACACUGUGAAGGCUCAAGAGGAGCAGACCACCUCACUUAAAGGGAGCAGACAGAAAAUGAAAGAAAAACCAGAACAAACCCGUGAGACUCAAAAGGACAAACGCCGCUUGACCGGCAACCGGAAGGGCCUUUCUUCAGGGACCACUGGAAACAUCGCCCCACUGUCGGACAUAGACCAGAACACCUUGGGGGGGCAGCACUCUCAAGAGAAAUUCACCAGGCUGAGUCACUUCCGCUGGAUCGUGCCGGCCAAUGGGGAGGUCACACUUCGCGUGCACUUCUCCUCCAAUGAUCUUGGGAACUUUGACCAAACAUUCAGCUUUGAGAUCCUUGGAACUCGCCGCCACUACCAGCUUUAUUGUCGAGGUGUCUGCACUUACCCAUACAUUUGCCAAGACCCAAAAGUGGUAUUCCCUCAGCGGCAGAAGGACAUGAAGGCAAAUGAGCUCGUCUUUAAGAAGUAUGUUAUGAGCAUGGAGAGGUUUUACUUCGGGCCACUGCUUUGUGGAAAAUCGAGAGAUAAAUACAAGUCAUGCUUGUACCCAGGCAACACGGAGACGCUAACAAUCCUAAACAAUUCCCCAAUGGUGGUCGAGGUGUACUUCUGUUUUCAGAAUGAUGUCAAAGCCAACACCUACUUCCUGGAGCCCAUCAACAUGAUCCUGAAACCCAAUGAGAAGCAGUUCCUAAGCAUAUGGGCCUACCCUACUGCAGCUGGCAUCUUUGAAGACAGCAUUGUCUGCUGCAUCAAAGAGAACCCAGAGCCAGCUGUCUUCAAAUUAAGCUGCCAUGGGAUCCGCCCAGAACUAGAGCUGGAACCCAGACAACUACAUUUUGACCGGCUCUUGCUACACAGAAAGGAAACCAAAGUAGUUUUUCUGCGCAAUGUCACGCCCCUGCCUGUGACCUGGCGGAUCUCCUCCUUGGAGCACCUGGGCGAUGACUUUACCACAUCUACAAUGCAGGGCACCAUCCCCCCCAAGGCCGAGUAUGGCCUGCACGUGCACUUCCAGCCCUCCAAACCCGUCAACAUCAGGAAGGCCAUUCGGCUGGAGGUGUUAGAUGCAGAAAAUCUUGUUGGUAUUGUUCAGAUUGAAAAUAUCCCGGUCUUUGCAGAGUCCUACGACAUUGCCUUGGACAUCACCUUCCCCAAAGGAGCUGAAGGGGGCCUGGACUUUGGGAUCGUGAGGGUUAUGGAGGAGGUGAAGCAGCCACUGCAACUCAAGAACCGAGGCAAAUAUGAGAUCUUAUACAGCUUUUCUGUGGACUCUGUAGGGAUUUCAGUAACCAAUGUAAAUUCCAUGAUCUCAGUCCAACCCAAAAAGGGUUCACUGACCACAGCAGAUAAACCUACAGUUGUCCAAGUAUUCUUUCGUGCAAGAAAGGAAAUGAAGAUCGAGUACCAGCCCAUUCUGCGCUGUCAGAUUAUUGAGCCCAGUAUGGUAGAAGGAGGUGAGAUCAUUGCCAGCAUCCCAAUUAAGAUUUCUGUGAAUGCAGUAUACUCCAAGUAUACCAUCAGCCCCUCCUCCAUCAUCAACUUUGGGGCUUUGAUCUGUGGCACUCGUAAAAGCGUCACCUUCACCAUAGAAAAUCAAGGUGUUACUGACUUCAAGUUUGCCCUUUAUAGGAUGACAGGGGAGAAUGCUAUUUAUCCAAAGAAAGGAGCUGGCCACAUCAGACAUGCAAGAUCCCGGGAAAGUGACUUCUACAAGCCUGGCGCGUCCAAAGCAGCCAAGUUCUCUGACUCGAAUCAGAAAGAAGUAAACAUCUCAGGCCAGGCCCGCUUCUCCCACGGCAUGUUCACCGUGUACCCUGGGUUUGGCUCCGUGCCUGCUGGUGGACAGCAGGUCAUCACCGUUGACUGUGUGGCUGACCCCGUGGGAAGGUGUGAGGAGUUUAUGGCCAUCGAGAUCACUGAUCGGGACCCAAGAGAUCAGCCUGGUGGCAUUCCUUACACCCUGUUGGCUGAGGCCUGCCUGCCAGCCUUUGUGACUGACAACUAUGCCUCCAUAUUUGAGGAGCACCAGAUAUGUACCAGCCCCAACCUGCACCACAUCCUGCAGACCGUGGAGAGUGGGGGGCUGUUUGUGGAGGAUGAGAAUAAGUUCAUCUUCUGUAAUGUCCUUGUGGGCCAUCAGGCCAAGGCUCGGUUCAAGAUCAGCAAUGUGGGAAAGAUCGCCUGUGACGUCAACAUCGUAGUGAAGCCUAUAUCCACUAAGGCCUUUGCCCGCAUCAUCGACAUUUUUGACGUGGAACCCAACAAGAUGUGUGUUGGCAGCCGCUCACAUGCCUUUGCCACAGUGUCCUUCACACCGCAGACCAUGCAGACCUACCAGUGUAUCUUUGAGGCCACCUUGGAUGGCCUGCCCAGCAACCUGGCCAAAAGCAGAGGUCUCGUGUUUGAUAUCACCGGUGAGGGGAACCUCCCCCGGGUGACCAUUGUGCGGCCGGUUCUCCAUAACCUGCGUGGAAACCCCCUGCUUCUCUUUAAGAGGCUUCUGCUUGGUCUGUCCGAGAAACUGCCCCUCAUUCUCAAGAACAACGGCACCAUUCCUGCCCAGGUACAUGUUGACCUGCGGGAGCAACUAGGAGCCUUCUCCCUGAAGGGGAGGCCCACUACCUCCUACAUCUAUAUCACAGAGGGCAACAAACCAAAUGAGAAGGCAAAGAAAGCUCACACAGCCUCCCUGGUUGUUUCUCCUGGAAAUACAGCUGAAUUUGAUGUCUUUUUCCACUCCAAGAAGGUUGGGAAGAUGAAAGGCACCAUCCAUUUGUCAGUGGUCAACAACCAGUACGAGGAGACCUUCAUCCACCUGGUGGGAGAGGGCUACGAGGAUGACAUCACCCUGGACAACAUCCAUGGGAUGGUGACUCCCAUCAGCCAGACAGACUCAAAUAUCUCUGAGCUCGCAGAGAUGGAGGACAGCAGCACAAUGGAGGACUUGAUAGGAGCUGCCCUGGUGGACCACAUCCAAUUUGGGGACUGCCACAUUGGAAACAACUACAACAUGAGCUUCACAAUCACUAAUCACAGCCACGUGAACGUGAUACGGUUUGAAUGGCCCCUUUUAGCUACAGUUACUUUCUCCCCACAGAUGGGCCACCUCCACCCUGGGUGUUCCAAGGAUAUAGUGGUGACCGUGAAGUCAGAAGUGCCCAUCAACCUGAAGAAGAUGCGGGUCAAAUGCAAGCUCUCCAAGAUCACAUUUCAGCUCCCUGCAGACCAGGUCCCCGACUGGGAUGACUGCAUGCGCACAGUCAAGUGGGUGGACGUGCCCAGGAGCACUGCUGGGACAUUCACUGCAAAACGAAAAGUGACAGAGACGGAUCCUGAGCCUGCCCACUCAAUGCUAGAAGAAAACUACCGAGAACUGCAGCUUCAGAUCAGUGCCAAUGUGGAUUUCGCUUCAUACCAGUGCUACUCAGGCGACGUGCACUUCAAGGAAACCCUGGUUUACCAGACCCGAGUGUUUGAGCUUGACCUGGUUAAUUUAGGACUUGUACAGCUGGAAUUCAGCUGGAUGUCAGAAGAUCUCUCAAAGGCAGUCAGCUUCGCAAUGCCAGAAAAGCAAGGUUCAGCUGUAAAAGAUCAGUUUAGUCUGGGCACAGGGCAUACAGGCAGCACCCUGGACAGCGCCAUGGACCACUGGACAGAGGGCUCCUCACUGCCCUUCUCUGUGGAGCCCUCCUCAGGCAUCGUGCCUGCUGGAAAGACGCAGAAGCUCAAAGUGAAAUUCUCCCCAUUGGACACUGGAGACUUUGAAACCAACCUUUUCUGCCAGAUUCCAAACCUGCCACCUGGAAAACAAGGUCCGGUCCUAGUAGCAAAAGGGCGAAGCUCCUUGCCCAUCUGCCAUUUUGAACUGAAGGACUCAGACUACAUCGUUGGUCAGCGGGGCAACCCAGAGCUCCCGAGAGGGUGUGGGAGUGGCAUUCUGGAUCCAAACACCCGGGUGAUCGAGUUCAUCACUGUGGGCGUAGGAGGCAAGAAUCUCCGGACCUUUACAAUCCUGAACCCGACCAAUAGCACCUAUUCUUUCUCCUGGAUUUCUGAAGAAAUUGACAGUCUCCAGAACCCUCCAGCUUUCACAUGCCUUACGGAGAAAGGCUUCAUCCACCCUGACAAGAAAGCUGAGAUUGUGUUCCAGUUCAUACCUUCCCAUGUGGACAUCACAGAAGCAUUGUGGACUUUCCUAAUCCCUGAACACAACAUCACAAUCCCCUUCCUGCUGGUAGGAAAAACCACCGACCCACUCAUCUCUCUGGACAAGUCACACCUCAACUUCAGUUCUCUGCUCAUUGGCAGAGAAGCCAGGGAAACCGUACACAUCAUCAACAAGGAGGAGCAGGGCUUCAACUUUGCCUUCCAGGACAACUCCCGAUUCUCUGAAGGUUUCAGCAACAGCCUGAUUAUAUGUCCUAUGGAAGGCUGGAUCCCACCACUGUCCAGGUUGCCAAUUGAUAUUUUCUUCACACCAAAGCAGGAAGGAGAUGUGAAUUUUAAUUUGAUCUGCAAUGUGACAAAGAAAGCCCAACCUCUGACAUUAAAUGUCAAGGCUGAGGGCUACAGUAUGAAUGCAGAGGUCAAGUGUAAGGACAAGACUGGCUCCUCCAUUCUCUUGACUCCCAACCAGAUCAACAUCAUCAACUUCUAUGAGGUGGAAUUAAAUGAGUGUGUCCAGUGUGAAUUGACCUUCAUUAACACUGGAAAGUUCAACUUCAGCUUCCAGGCAGAGCUAUCUGGCUCCAAAUCCCUGCUUCAGUAUUUGGAAUUUUCACCUAAGGACAGCAUCGUGGAUGUAGGGCAGAGUUUACAAGCUAUCCUAUCUUUUCAACCAUUUAAGAAGUGUGUCUUGAAGGGCCUGGAACUCAGAAUCAAGAUCACCCACGGCCCAACAUACAUAUGCAGCAUCUUAGGUUGUGCCGUGAGCCCAGCCGUCCAUUUCUCCUUCACCAGCUACAACUUUGGGACCUGCUUCAUCUUCCAAGCCGGGAUGCCCCCAUACAAACAAAUCCUGCUCAUCACCAACAAGGAAGAAACGUCUAUGAGCAUAGAUUGUCUGUACACCAACACCAACUACCUUGAGGUUAAUUUCCAUGUUGAAGUGAUAAAGCCAGGAAUGACGCUGGAGAUUCCAAUCAUCUUUUAUCCUCGAGAAAGUAUCAGCUAUCAUGAACUCAUCCCCUUUGAAAUCAAUGGACUCUCACAACAAAUAGUCGAAAUCAAAGGGAGGGGCACCGAAAUGAAGGUUUCAGUCCUAGAUCCAGCCAACAGGGUUGUGAAGUUGGGAGCCCUCCUACCAGGACAGGUUGUGAAAAAAACAGUUUCCAUCAUGAACAACAGCCUUACCCACAUCACAUUCAACCAGUCAGUUUUGUUCUCAGUUCCAGAGCUCCAGGAACCCAAGGUCAUCACCGUGGUGCCCUUCCAGAACAUCACGCUGAAGCCCAAAGAAGUCUGCAAACUGGAAGUCACCUUCGCCCCAAAGAAGCGCGUGCCCGCCUUCUCUGAGGAAGUGUUCAUGGAGUGCAUGGGGCUCCUGCGCCCCCUCUUCCUUCUCAGCGGCUGCUGCCAGGCCCUGGAGAUCUCGCUGGACCAGGACCAUCUGCCCUUUGGACCAGUUGUGUAUCAGACACAAGCCUCGCGUCGCAUCCUUAUGUUGAACUCAGGCGACAUGGGUGCGAGGUUUAAAUGGGAUGUCAAAAAGUUCGAGCCUCAUUUCUCCAUCAGCCCAGAAGAAGGCUAUAUCACCCCAGGCAUGGAGGUUUCUUUCGAAGUGACUUACCAUCCCACCGAGGUGGGGAAGGAGAGUCUCUACAAAAACUUGCUCUGCUUCAUCCAGGGAGGCAAUCCCCUGAGCCUGACCCUGUCUGGAGUCUGCGUGGGACCACCUGUAAUAAAAGAGGUGGUGAAUUUCACCUGCCAGGUGCGCUCUAAACACACGCAGACCAUCCUGCUGUCAAACCGCACCAACCAGACGUGGAACCUGCACCCCAUCUUUGAGGGUGAGCACUGGGAAGGGCCUGAGUUCAUUACGCUGGAGGCUCAUCAGCAAAACAAGCCCUACGAGAUCACCUACAGGCCUCGCACCAUGAACGUGGAGAACCGCAGGCACCAGGGGACCCUCUUCUUCCCCCUCCCGGAUGGGACUGGCUGGCUAUAUGCUCUGCAUGGGACUUCAGAGCUCCCCAAAGCUGCAGGCAAUAUCUACCAUGAAGUGCCAUGUAAGACACCCUACACUGAGCUCCUGCCCAUCACCAACUGGCUGAAUAAGCCCCAGAGAUUCCGAGUCAUGGUGGAAAUGCUGAAACCAGAGAAGCCAGACCUAAGCAUCACUAUGAAGGGCCUUGACUAUAUUGAUGUCCUGUCUGGCUCCAAGAAAGACUACAAGCUGAAUUUCUUUUCCUACAAGGAGGGACUGUACUCUGCAAAGGUGAUCUUCCGAAAUGAAGCAACCGGUGAGUUCUUGUUCUACACGGUGACUUUCAAGGUCAUCCCUUCAGGCAUCAUCAAAACCAUCGAAAUGGUGACCCCAGUCCGGCAGAAUACAUCAGCCUCCAUCAAGGUGGAGAACCCCCUGCCAUACUCGGUGACCUUCUCCACAGAGUGCAGGGUGCCGGACAUCAGCCUGCCCUCCCAGUUUGUGGUGCCCGCCAACUCGGAGGCCAUGUUCACAUUUGAAUUCCAGCCCCUGAAAGCUGGAGAAACCUUUGGGAAACUAACUUUGCACAACAGUGAUUUGGGUUACUACCAGUAUGAGCUCAGUUUGAAGGCCCUGCCAGCACCUCCUGAAAAGCCCAUCCACUUCCAGACAGUUCUUGGCAGCAGCCAAAGCGUCUUCGCAAAGUUCACCAAUUAUACACGGCAGAAGACAGAAUACUACUGCAGGACCGACUGUUCAGAUUUCCACUCGGACAAGGUCAUUAACGCAGCUCCAGGAGCCCAAGGAGGCACUGAGGUCAGCGUGGAAGUCUUCUUUGAGCCCAGCCACCUGGGAGAGACGAAGGGCACCCUGAUCCUGUCAUCGCUGAUAGGUGGGGAAUACACCAUCCCCCUCUUCGGAAUGGCUUUGCCCCCCAAGCCCCAGGGUCCCUACCUGAUCCGAGCUGGGUACAACAUAAUCAUCCCCUUCAAGAAUGUCUUCACCCACAUGGUGACCUUCACCUUCACCGUGGAGAACCCCGCCUUCAUCAUCCGUGCCACCGACUCCGUGCGUCCCAAGAAGAGCAACAACAUUUCUGUCUUCUUUGAAGGAAACCCAUCGGGCAGCAAAACUCCCAUCACCACCAAGCUGAUCGUCAGCUGCCAUCCCGGGGAAGGCAGUGAGGCUGGGAUUAAAUGGGUUUAUUACCUGAAGGGGAUCACCCCUUAGUGGUAACCAGGGUCACCUGCACCAGCCAAAAGCCAUUUCCUAGGCAUUAAGAGCCACACAUAGUCUUAGCCUGACAACGAAGAGGGAAAAACAUAAUAAUUCUAAAGGGACAGUUUUAUCCUCCCCAUGCAGUUAUAGGGGCAUUUAUUUCCAUAUUGUGUGGUUUCCAAAGAUAGAUAUGAAAUGUCUACUCCAUAUUAAACAUUAUAGCU
Nycticebus coucang (slow loris) is the source of this 15636-nucleotide messenger RNA. RefSeq names its product HYDIN axonemal central pair apparatus protein (gene HYDIN). The transcript has 86 exons. Gene Ontology annotation, biological process: axonemal central apparatus assembly; cilium movement. Bases 68 to 15424 code for a protein of 5118 amino acids. Gene Ontology annotation, cellular component: axoneme. NCBI's taxonomy places the organism in Eukaryota, Metazoa, Chordata, Mammalia, Primates, Lorisidae. The record is from RefSeq and is a predicted model, not a curated record.